Molecule: messenger RNA, 1991 nt
Organism: Labeo rohita (rohu)
Lineage: Eukaryota; Metazoa; Chordata; Actinopteri; Cypriniformes; Cyprinidae
Gene: aarsd1
Product: alanyl-tRNA synthetase domain containing 1
Exons: 12
Coding region: 64-1302 (412 amino acids)
Biological process (GO): regulation of translational fidelity; tRNA aminoacylation
Molecular function (GO): aminoacyl-tRNA ligase activity; Ser-tRNA(Ala) deacylase activity; ATP binding
Source: RefSeq, a predicted model, not a curated record
UUUUAACUUUCGGUUGCGUUUGCUGUAGCAAACAGUGAUAGUUUGUACUUUACAUUUUUAAACAUGGCUUUCCAGUGUCAGAGGGAUAGUUAUGUGCAGGAGUUCGACACGUGUGUCGUUUCUUGCGUGCCUGCAGAAUUAACCCUAGAGAAUAAUGGAAAGAAAGAAAAGCUGAAGGGCUUCAAUCUAAAACUGAAAGACACAAUUCUGUUUCCAGAGGGUGGGGGACAGCCUGACGAUCAUGGGAUGGUUGGAGGUGUCCCUGUCCUGCGUGUGUUGAGACAGGGUCCGGAGGCGGUGCAUUUCAUCACUUCUGCUCUGGAGGAAGGUCAGGAGGUCCACAUAAAGCUGGACUGGGAACGUCGGUUUGACCAUAUGCAACAGCAUUCAGGUCAACACUUGAUCACUGCUUUGGCUGAUACAAUGUUUGGAUACAAAACUACCUCUUGGGAUUUAGGACGUCAACGUAGCAGCAUAGAGCUGGACACAGCCACGGUGAAGCCCGGAGAGAUGGAAGCUUUGGAAACAGCUGUGAAUGAGAAGAUUCGUGCACACGUUCCAGUUACCGUCAACCUCCUGUCCAUUGAUGAUCCUGCUGUGGAGAAGGUGAGAAGCCGUGGUCUUCCUGAUGACCAUGCUGGGCCCAUCAGGAUCAUUGACAUUGAGGGAGUAGAUGCCAACAUGUGUUGCGGGACUCAUGUGUCCAACCUCAGUCACCUUCAGGUUAUAAAGAUUUUGGGGACCGAAAAAGGAAAGAAGAAUAAAACCAACCUGAUCUUCAUAGCUGGCAACAGAGUGCUGAAAUACGCUGAAAAGAGUUACAGCAUUGAAAAAUCACUGACUGGCCUUCUUAAGACAGGAGCAGAUGAGCAUGUUGAUGCCGUGGACAAGCUACAGAAGACGGUCAAACGUCUUCAGAAGAGUAAUCUAAUUAUCCUGAGGGAAAUGGCUGUGCUGAUAGCGCAGAACUUUAAAAACAAACCGGACAGAGGGAACUUCUUCAGCUUACACAAUAAAGACGGUGAUAAUGAGUUCAUGAACAUUAUUGCAAAUGAAAUCGGAUUUCAGGACACAAUGAUCUUUCUGACCGUGGGUGAGGAGAAGGGUGCCGGACUGUUCCUGCUCGCAGGGCCUGAGAAUAUUGUCACUGAAGUGGGACCACGUGUGUCAGAGCUGCUGCAGGGUAAAGGAGCUGGAAAGGCUGGACGUUACCAGGGUAAAGCCAACAGUCUGGUGAAGAGAGCAGAGGUUGAGGCUUUACUGAAGGAGCACAACUCAAAACUCACCGCAGGAGAGGAAUAAAAACCACAGCAGACAGACGUUGACAUUCAGGUGCCGUGGAAGCGCACAAUAUGCCACAACACAUCGUGAUGCACCUUCAGCUGAUUGAUGCUCCAUUUCUGUUUUUGCUGCACUACAUAACUACUCCAGGCAAAAAAAAAUGACAAAUAUUAUUUACAUUACUGAUAUAUUAAUUAUACUGUGUGUAUAUAUAGCUAACUUUUGACUUGUUGCGUCAAAGCCAGCUUAUGAAGUUUUGGACCAUUAGUAAUUUUAGGAGUACUAACGUGAAAUUAACGUCCAUUCAAAUGUAGAUUUUAUAGAAAUAGAUUUCUGCUAACAAAGUGGGAAACAAAGUUUUGAAAGUAUAUUUUAAAGCUUCAAGCUGAUUGGUCUGUAAACAUUUGUAGAUGGCAUGCAGCUUUAAAACAUCCACUGUGGUUCGAUGCCACAUUUGCUUUCAGUGUAGCUACAGUGGUGCUGUGAUCAGAGGAGCAUUACUUGAUUGGUGGACUUUGGAGUAACACAUAAAAAAAACAUAAUGAAAAAAAAAUUUGAAAUUUGAAAAUUUUGAAAAUUGUUAACUGAGUUUGAUAUGUUGAACUCUAUAUACACAUUUUUAUAUAUAUAUAUAUAUAUAAAUGAAUAAUAUAAUGAAUAUAAAUGUUUCCAAGGUGAGUCCCUUGCUCAAUACACAUAUAUAUAUAUAU